AUGGCUCAGCUCUGCGGAUGUAAUGACAACAGCAGUGAACUCAAUCCUGGAUACAACCAAUUGCACUACUGUCGCAUCCCAAGUUGGCUGCCUCAGAACGUGCCCGCAGCGUCCUUGGUGACAGCAACCGUGGCCAGGUGCUUUAACCAGGCGAGCGCCUAUGCCUCUGUUCUCAACAGCGUGUUUGCUCCAAGCCAGUACUUCUACGAAGUUAAUAAAACCUACCAGAUGAGAGGACGGAAUCCCAACCCUCCUGUCUGCGACGCCCCUCGCAGACCCUCUCAUCCAAAUGGUGAUCCGGAGGGAGCGUCCUUCAAAUGCCAUUCCGGCGAGUUGUAUUACGAAUUCGGCAACAUCAAAAGACAGGGUCUUCCGCUUCGUGAUGAGAAUGGCCUCCCAAUCUCACAGUUCGAUCUCAAUUCCCGGGCAGCCUUUGCAAGGAGUGGGAAUCCGAAUCCCGAUCGGACGUUUUUGAAAGCGAGAGAGUACGAGAACACGACUUGGCACUUGGGAGAAGGCGGGAGAGUGGAUACAGGUGAGUCUUUUUUUGUCAUUGCGGCCCCCUGGACAGUUAGUUACUUCUCGAUGCAGUACUACGCAUGA
Hyaloscypha bicolor E is the source of this 603-nucleotide messenger RNA. RefSeq lists its product as uncharacterized. The record is from RefSeq and is a predicted model, not a curated record. The coding region runs from base 1 to 603 and encodes 200 amino acids. Lineage: Eukaryota; Fungi; Ascomycota; Leotiomycetes; Helotiales; Hyaloscyphaceae. The transcript has 3 exons.